GGCUGCUAGUGCUACGACCUGCUACUUCCAGUUCUGCGUACUUUACAGUGCACUGGUGGUGGCGGCGGGCAGGAGGAAGAAGGGCAGGAGGGAAGAUGGCACCGCCGCGGCGCGUGUGCGUGACCGGCGGCGGCGGGUUCAUCGCCUCGUGGCUCGUCAAGCUGCUCCUCUCCCGGGGCUACGCCGUCCACGCCACCCUCCGCGACCCAUGUGACCCCAAGAAUGUCCACCUCAAGCAGAUGGGCGAGGUCCGGGAGAAUCUGCACCUGUUCAAGGCCGACGUGCUCGACUACGACGCGCUAACACGUGCGUUUGAGGGAUGCGAGGGGGUCUUCCACCUCGCCACUCCGGUGCCUGAAGAUAAGAUUGUUGAUCCUGAGUCAGAAGUAUUGGCUCCUGCUGUGAAAGGUACUUCAAAUGUGCUAAAGGCCUGCUCAGCUAUGAAGGUUCAGAAGGUUAUUGUCUUGUCAUCCAAUGCUGCUGUUGAUUUUAACCCGAAUUGGCCUCAAGAUAAACUUAAAGACGAGAGUUGCUGGUCAGACAAAGACUUCUGCCAGGAGAACCAGGACUGGUAUUCUGUUGCCAAGAUUGUUGCUGAACAGGCAUCCUUGGAAUAUUCAGAGAAACAUGGAUUAAACGUUGUUACGCUUUGCCCUCCUUUGGUUUUUGGUCCAUUGUUGCAGCCUACUGUGAAUACCAGUAGCAAAUUCUUAAUCUAUGUUAUUAAUGGAGGCCCUGACGUGAUGAGCAACAAGCUGUGGCACAUUGUGGACGUCCGUGACGUGGCGGACGCCUUGCUGCUUGUGUACGAGAAGGCAGAAUCGUCCGGGCGAUACAUUUGCGCGCCGAAUAGCGUCUGCACAAAGGACCUGGUGGACCUGCUGAGGAAGAUGUACCCACAGUACAGCUAUGUGAACAACAUCGUCGACGUGGACCGUAAAGCGGGGCUGUCAUCGCAGAAGCUGAAGGGUCUGGGCUGGAGGCCGAGGAAGCUGGAGGAGACGCUCUCGGACAGCGUGGGCUGCUACGAGAAGGCCGGCCUUCUGCAGGGUUCCGCUGGGCGUAAUUGCCGGCUUCCGCAUCUGUUCCGUCUGGCUGGUGAUCAGUGAAUGAACCGUGGUGGCUGGUGAUUUGUUUGUUUUAUGGUCGAACUUCUGUAAGGUGUAGUGUCGCUGGACGGAGUCUCGCAACAGCCACAAUGGUCGAACAACUUGCUGCGUAACAGCGAUGAAAUAAAUCCUGCUUAUAUC
This is a messenger RNA of Aegilops tauschii subsp. strangulata, 1250 nucleotides long. Lineage: Eukaryota; Viridiplantae; Streptophyta; Magnoliopsida; Poales; Poaceae. The record is from RefSeq and is a predicted model, not a curated record.